UGACGUUGACAUCUUGUGAAGGUACGAAUACUUCGGAAAUAAAUAAAAAUCAUAAAUGAAUUCAAGUUGAUAUUUUGCGUCUAGUACACUCGUAUAUAUUAAACUAUUUGAACAAUAGUAACAAAUGUCUAAGUACCAGGAGAUUGUAAAUUUAAACGUCGGUGGAACAAGAUUCUCAACAUCAUGGCACACACUUACAUGGGUGCCAGACACAUUUUUCACAGCCCUACUGAGUGGCAUCCCCACAGUCAGAGAUGAAAAUGGGGCAAUCUUCAUAGACAGAGACCCAAACUUAUUUGGUUUGAUACUGAACUUUCUAAGGACCCGUGAUAUAGACCUUAAUGAUGUAAACAUAAGAGCUUUGAGGCAUGAAUGUGAUUACUUUGGCAUCACUCCUCUCAGUAGAAGGCUGGCAUUGUGUGAUGAGAUGAAUCACUCCUCUUGUGGUGAUGUUUUGUUCUAUGGAUACCUACCACCAUCAUUAAACACAUCCAUCAGUAACAGCAACAAUGGAAGGAACGGUAACAGUUGCUCAAGGAAGAACUCCACAGCAUCAAGCACAGAGGUACCAGUCAACAGGACACAUUCCAGGAACUCCUCGCUUGACCUGCGCACUGUCGGAAGAAUACCUUCACAGGACCAAUUAAGUCGAUGCGGUAGAGGACACUCAAGAGCCGCUUCUCUCGGCAAUGCAGACUGUCACAAAGGCCACAGACCGCCUGAAAUGAACACAUGGUCAGACAGUAUGAAAGUACAAAUAAUAAAAGCACAUCACAAUUGGAUAGCUGUUGCAUUCACACAUUAUGUCACAGGAUACAGAUUGACAGACUCAUGCGGCUGGUACGUUGUAUUCCAAUCGCCGGUCCAGGAGUCAGUUAUUGAGAGGAUAGCGUUGAACGCGAAGACUGGCGGCGGCGGCGGCGGUUCCAGCGGUAACAACUCGACCGGCACUGACGUCAUGCUCGGUAUCGCGAGCGGGCCGUUUGUGAGACUGUGGGCCUUCUCUACGCAUAGCGAGCCCACUAGGAUGACGCUCAUUGGUACUUUCAACCUCGGUGUCCGCGUAGAACAUCUUCUGUUCGUGGGCCCUCAGCUAGUGGCGCUGAGCGGCGCCGCGAGUCGCAGCAAGGCCGGCGUGUGGCACACCAGCACGCAACACUGGCAGACGCAGGAUGUAGCGCAUCUCACUACGUACGACACUGCCGGCUCGUUCCUACUCCUCGGCACUGCUACGGGAGCUAUUAAUUAUAUAGAUAUGCAAAAGUUCCCACUGCGAAUGAAGGACAACGAUCUUCUCGUCACGCAACUGUACAAAGACCCUAACCAAGAACCAAUCACAGCUAUAUCUGUAUACCUCACACCAAAAACUAAUUUAUGCGGCAACUGGAUCGAGAUAGCGUACGGCACGCGCUACGGCUCCGUUCGCGUGAUCGUGCAACAUCCGGAGACGGUGGGGCACGGCCCACAACUGUUCCAGACGUUUACGGUGCAUCAGAGUCCUAUUACUAAGGUAUCUCUAUCAGAGAACUACUUGAUUUCGGUGUGCAGCGAGUACAACCACGUGCGUUCGUGGCGCGUGACGCGGUUCCGCGGCAUGAUAUCUACGCAGCCCGGCACCACGCCCAACGCCGCCUUCAAAGUGCUGGCAUUAGAGGCGCCUACUGCUCAACCACAUAACGACUGCGGUCCAUAUGGCGAACAGGACGAGGAGCAAAUAUUCAUUCAAAAAGUGGUACCAGAUACGGAUACAUUAUAUGUACGGCUUGCUUCAAAUGGUAAAAGGGUGUGCACGAUCCGCUCAGUGGACGGGUCGGCGGUGUCGUGCUUCGUGGUGGCGGAGUGCGAGGGCGCGCUGCGGCCGCGCCGCCUGCUGCUGUGCGGCCACCGCUCCGGCGCCGCGCAGAUGUGGGACCUCACCGCGCCCAUCGACUGCGCCGCCGUUGCCGCCGCCCAGCGCCCCCCAGGCGAAGGAGACGAAUCCCCGACAGCCGACGGCGGUCCAACCCCCGACGAGCUAGUCCGCUUGUUGUCAGCGUGCGACCUGGACGCGGCGCCCGUGCCGCAGUCGCCCAACCGGCCCAUACAGGCGCCAUGA
Messenger RNA from Manduca sexta (tobacco hornworm), 2095 nucleotides. Its product is annotated as BTB/POZ domain-containing protein KCTD3-like. Gene Ontology annotation, molecular function: protein binding. Gene Ontology annotation, biological process: protein homooligomerization. NCBI's taxonomy places the organism in Eukaryota, Metazoa, Arthropoda, Insecta, Lepidoptera, Sphingidae. The record is from RefSeq and is a predicted model, not a curated record.